Molecule: messenger RNA, 2440 nt
Organism: Prorocentrum cordatum
Lineage: Eukaryota; Dinophyceae; Prorocentrales; Prorocentraceae
Source: the annotation of a GenBank genome assembly
CCGGGCUCCAGAUGGAUCGAUGGACGUCGACUUCCUGGCGCGGAUCAACGGCCGCGACAAAGGCCGCACGUUUAUCAUGAUCUACGAGCUGGCGAUGUUCGAGAUGCGGACGAACGCCAACGUGAACGACGCAGAGCAGGCGGAGGAGACCGCGCCACUUCUCACCGAGAUGUGCGCAGUGUACAUUGCGGAGGUUGAUUCGCCGAGAAGGUUUGCAGAGAUGACGUUCAGGUACGGCCUCGCGCGCGGCCUGGCAGUGGAUAUCGAGACUGGUUGGGAUCUGCGAUUGCCCGAGCAAAGAAAGGAGUGCAAGAAGCAGCUGAAGGACGAAGACCCGCUGCUGACGAUCACCAGCCCCCCGUGCACGCCACUCAGCAACUUGCGGACGCUCUCGGACUCAAAGCGAGACCCGAAGAUCGUGGAGGCGGAGAUCCUGGAAGGCGAGACGCACCUCAACUUCAGCAUGGAGAUCAGCAAUGAGCGCUACAAGGCAGGGAAGUUAUUUCUUCACGAAGCACCUUGGUCGGCGAGUAGCUGGCACCGCCCAAGCGUUCAGGAGGUCAUGCAGUUGGCAGGCGUAUUCUUUGUCCAUGGACCUGUGUGCCGCUGGCACAUGCAGGCGACCGACUCCAACGGACAGUUGGGCUUCGUUCGGAAGGAGACCUGGUGGCUCACUAACAGCGAGCUGCUCGCAGAGAUCCUCAAAGCUUGGUGGCAGCUAUUCUCAAAGGCCUACGAGAGGAGCUUCGACGACGAGAAGGGCUCAACCUACUUGCAGCUCUUUGCGGAGGACCACACCCACAUGAAGAAUAUACUGUUCGCUGAGUACCAGGGCGACUACUUCAUCGGCGAUCUCACGGGCGAGAUUUUGGACUCCGAGGGCGUGCAAGCCGCGAGGCAAGAAGAACUGGAUUGGUGCCGCGGGAGGCAGGUAUGGAAGAAGGCACCUAGACGCGAGAUGCUCGAGAACGGCAAGAAGGCAGUGAUCUUGAAAUGGAUCGACACGAACAAGGGCGACCGAACUCAACCACGGUAUCGUUCGAGGCUGGUCGCGAGGGGGAUUAAGAAAGCUAAGAGGUCCGGAGAUCGACCAUACCAAACUGAACUAUUCUCGGCCAUGCCACCGCUGAAAGCGUUCAAGGGGAUCACCUACAAGUUUUACGACAUCUCGAGGGCGCACUUCUAUGGAGAUGUGAAUCGCGAAGUGUAUGUGGAGUUGCCCGAGGAGGAGACCUACGACGAUCCGGAACCCGUGGUGGGCAGGCUACUCAAGACGAUGCAUGGCACAGUGGACGCAAGUCAUGUGUGGCAAGACGACUACAUCGGCCUGACGAGCUCGCACGGCUUCAAGAAGGGCGUCUCGAACCCAGCGCUGCUGUACCACGCCGAGCGCCAUAUGCAAGCGGAGGUCCACGGCGGCGACUUUGGUGCGAUUAUGCGCAAGUCCCAGGAGGGGUGGUUCGACGACGUGCUUUCGCGCAACGACUUUAAGGUCACGGGUGUUCCGAGCAGCAGGCCCCUGAAGGAACAGAGCGUGGUCUAUCUCAACCGGGCGUUGAUCUGGAACCCCUUCGAGCGUUCGGCCUACCUCGAAGCGGACACCCAGCGCGUGAAGAAGGUGAUCAGGGACCUGGGCUUGGAGAACGCGGAGGAGGUGACUACCCCGGCUGUUAAGAGGUCUGUCGCGGAGAUCCCGAGUAGUAACCAGACCUCGCCGAAGCUGGACGACGAGAAGGUGAAGACCUACCGCAGCGUGACCAUGCGGAUCAUGCGCCUGAGUCUGGACCGGCCCGACACAAGCUACAGCGCGAGCACGCAGACUAGACGCAUAAAGGAGCCGAAGGAGACCCACAUGGAGGAUUUGAAGCGAAUUGGCCGCGACUUGAAGAAGUACCCCGCUGGAAGGUCGCUGUUUCCCGCUCAGAAGCUGCCUAGAAAGGUUUGUGUUUACUGUGGCAGCGACUACGCGGGUGAUCAGAUUACGAGGCGUUCCCGAAGUAGAAUGGCCAUUCUAUGGGGAACGCAUCUGCUGCAACAUGGCAGCGCGGUCCAAUCCACGGUGAGUUUGAGCAGCGGCGAGGCCGAGUACUAUGCGCUACUGCGUGGAGCCUGCCACGGUUUUGGAGCACAGGCCACCUUGGCCGACCUUGGAGUUGAGGUGGACUACGAGAUGGAGCUUUACACUUUCAGUGAUAGCUCAGCCGCGAGAGGAAUUGCAAGCCGACAGGGACUGGGGGCUGUUCGACGCUUGGAUGUUCGAUUUCUAUGGCUGCAGGAACGUAUUCAGAGUAAAAGACUGUUGCUGAAGACGGACGAGGGGCACUGGAACCCGGCGGACCUGUUCACGAAGGCCUUCGACCAAGCCACGAUGGAGCGGUUGAUGAAGCUGAUCUGCUUCACGAUGAAGUUCGACGGUAGCGUGAGGCACCGUGUGCUGUGA